Molecule: messenger RNA, 438 nt
Organism: Nanorana parkeri
Lineage: Eukaryota; Metazoa; Chordata; Amphibia; Anura; Dicroglossidae
Gene: PSENEN
Product: presenilin enhancer gamma-secretase subunit
Exons: 3
Coding region: 68-373 (101 amino acids)
Biological process (GO): Notch receptor processing
Cellular component (GO): gamma-secretase complex
Source: RefSeq, a predicted model, not a curated record
GUCCGUCUGAGAAUUUCCUCCCCUCCUGCGGUGUCUCCUAUAUCUCCGUCCCCUCCUGCUGGUCGCGAUGAACCUGGAACGAGUUCCCAACGAGGAGAAGCUGCAGCUGUGCCGGAAGUAUUAUCUGGGCGGAUUCGCGUUGCUGCCUUUCCUCUGGUUGGUGAACGUUCUCUGGUUCUUCAAGGAAGCUUUCUUCAAGCCGACCUACACGGAGCAGACUCAGAUACAGAGCUAUGUGAAGCGAUCGGCGUUCGGCCUCUUCGUGUGGCUGGUGAUUCUGACCACCUGGAUCAGCGUCUACCAAACCCAUCGCGCCGGCUGGGGGGCGACCGGCGACUACCUGUCCUUCACAAUCCCGCUCGGCAUCCCCUGAUUGACGAGGGACUGCGACCUGCCACACGGGACCAGCUUCCGUCCACCAGCAUUAAACGGACACUA